Molecule: messenger RNA, 1581 nt
Organism: Leptosia nina
Lineage: Eukaryota; Metazoa; Arthropoda; Insecta; Lepidoptera; Pieridae
Source: the annotation of a GenBank genome assembly
AUGGCUAACGAAAAACAAGAAGAAAACAAUGAAAAACAUGAAGAAUUCAAAGAAACUGAUCCUCUCAAAACGAACCUUGAAGAUCCCAAAAGUGAGAAACCACUCAAUUUUUCAGCUAAGUGCGCGUACGCGUUUAAAAAUAUAACCGUCGAACCAUCUAUGUUCUUCUUUAUAAUUCCAAUUAUUUUCUCUAUACUCACGUCUCAGAAUCUUAAUUUAGAGAAGGCAUGUCGCGUCAACUUGAAUUUCACAGAGGAAAUUUGCAAUUCACUUAAGAUGCAAACGGUGGGUGCACAGAACGAAUACGAAAAGGAAGUGCAAAAGCUGGUCGCGACUGCGAUGUCCUGGAAGACGUAUAUAACAGCGACCAUACCCUGUAUACUAGCGCUGUUCGUUGGGUCCUGGUCUGAUAAGACUGGCCACAGGAAAGUGUUCAUAAUCAUUCCUAUACUUGGCCAAAUGCUGGUAUGCCUCAACGGGAUCUUUCAUACGUUCUUCUUCAAGGAGUUGGGAUUGAAAGCGUUCGUCUUCAGUGAUGCCCUACUGGAUGGUUUUUCUGGAUCUUGGUGUAUAUCCAUGUUAAAUAUAUUUGCAUACAUUAGUGCAGUCACAAAUGAGGAGAACAGGACUUUUCGCAUGGGGAUAAUUAAUUUUAGUUUGACCGUUGGUUUUCCAAUCGGGAUGGGCCUCAGUGGAACAUUAUUGAGGUUAUUUGGUUAUUAUGGCUGCUUUCUUAUAGCUCUAGGUAUACAUUUUGGAAACCUACUUUACAAUAUAUGCAUUUUGAAGGACCCCCAGAGAUCACCAGAACAGAAAGAACACGAUAAGCGAGGCUUUGGACAUUUACUUCGAAUCUUCUUUGAUCUGAGCAACAUGAAAGACACCAUAAAAGUGGUAUUCAAAAACGGACCGAACCAUAGACGACUGCGCAUUACAACGUUGUUGCUCUCUGUUGCUAUAUUAUUUGGACCUUUGCAUGGUGAACUGUGUAUAAUGUACAUAUCAACGCGUUACAGGUUUAAUUGGACCGAAGUAAUGUUUAGCAUCUUCCAAGCCUACAAUUUCAUUUCUCAUACAAUAGGUACAAUAUUUUCAAUUGUCGUGUUCAGUAAAUACCUGGGAUGGCAUGAUUCCACAUUAGGUAUCAUAUCUUCGGCGAGCAAGAUAUCGGCUUCUUUCAUUUAUUGUUUUGCUCCGAACGAGAGGAUAUUUUUCAUUGCUCCAUUAGUGGACAUUUUGAAUGGAACCGCACUAUUAGCGCUGAGAUCGACAGUAUCAAAGACCGUCGCACCAGACGAGUUUGGCAAGGUGAAUUCUAUAUUCGCUUUAACAGAAAAUCUUAUGCCUUUGAUUUAUAUACCCUUAUAUACUAAGGUAUAUACAGCCACUAUGGAGGUUCUCCCAGGAGCUGUAUUCCUCAUGGGAUCAGCCAUGACGUUGCCUGCUGUUUGCGUAUUUAUAUGGUUGCUAUGGGAACACAGAAGAAAUUCAAGAAGAGCUAAAAAGGAAAUGUUCGAAAACCAUGAUGUUAAGUUAACAGCAAUCCCAAUAGAAAGUCCCGUUCUCGAAAUUAAACAAUAG